AUGGACUCUGUGCUGCGCCAGCGUUUGUGCGUUCGGCUUCAACCUGUGAAGGGGCAAGAGGUGGACACUCAAAAACGACGUCUGUGCUCUUUCGUAGCUCCAAAGCCAAGAUGCUUUGUUUGGUCCAAUGGUGUGCCAGCUGCUGCCAAACUGUCAAUUAUGUCAUUGGCGAUUGGGUUUGGAAGAUGCUUCAGGCGUCGUGGGCGAGGCGCCGAACGUUCCGCAGUAGUGCGGGCAGGUGGUGACGACCGCGCACUGCAGCAGAUGGAUCCAGAAUUGGGAGAUAUGUUAUAUAGGGAACGCGAGCGGCAAGUGCGAAGUAUCAAUUUAAUAGCAUCUGAAAAUUUCGCAUCUUCCUAUGUGCUCCAAGUGUUGGGCUCUGAGCUCAACAACAAGUACUCCGAAGGGCUUCCGGGGGCAAGGUAUUAUGGAGGCAAUGCAAUUAUUGACGAAGUGGAGCAACUUUGCAAAACGCGAGCUCUUGCUGCUUUCCGCCUCUGUGCGGAUGACUGGGCUGUCAAUGUACAGCCAUAUUCUGGAUCCCCAGCAAACUUUGCAGUUUACACUGCUCUGCUCAAGCCUCAUGAUCGAAUUAUGGGUCUAAGCUUGACCGCAGGAGGCCAUCUCACACACGGGCAUUAUACCUCGCAAAGGAAAGUUUCUGCCACAUCCGUCUACUUUGAAUCCAUGCCAUACACGGUAGACAAACAAACCGGUCUGAUUGACUUUGACGGUUUGCGCAAACAGGCCCUAUUGUUUCGGCCUCAGCUGAUUAUCGCGGGCGCCUCUGCAUAUCCGCGCCUCAUAGACUGGCAGGCAUUUCGUGAAAUUUGCGAUGAAGUGGGCGCAUUCCUGAUGGUUGACAUGGCGCAUAUCAGUGGGCUGGUGGCUUCUGAGCAGCAUCCAUCCCCAUUUCCGUAUGCUGAUGUGGUUACAACCACGACGCACAAAAGUCUACGUGGACCACGUGGUGGAGUGGUGUUCGCGCGCAAGCACCUAGAACAAAAGAUUGAUGAUGCUGUUUUUCCUGCUUUGCAGGGAGGCCCGCACAAUGCCACGAUUGGGGCCUUAGCUUUCCAGUUGCGGCAGGUGGCCACCCCUGAAUUCAAACAAUAUUGCCAAGACGUCGUGGCAAAUUGCAAAGCUUUGGCGGACUACCUGACGAGACAUGGAUGCUCUUUGAUCACAGGCGGCACAGACAAUCAUCUGCUUCUGUGGGAUGUAAAGCAGGAAGGCCUGUCCGGCUCGAAGAUUGAGAAAGUUUGCGAGAUGGCCUCCAUCAUCGUGAACAGAAAUGCAAUCCCAUCGGAUACAUCCCCGGUUUCACCAGGAGGUGUACGUCUUGGCUCAUGCGCGAUGACCACCAGGGGUGCUGAUGAAACCAAUUUUGAACGGAUUGGGAGCUUUCUGCUGCGAGCGCGCGACAUUGCCAAUCACGUGCAAUCUCGGUCUGGAAAGAAAUUGGUGGAUUUCUGCAAAUGCCUAUCAGACGCCGAUUGUCCAGAGAAGGAAGCGAUUGCAGAACUUCGGUCUGAAGUAGAGUCUUGGUCUUCGUCUCUCAGCUUCCCAACCUGA
Symbiodinium pilosum is the source of this 1575-nucleotide messenger RNA. Lineage: Eukaryota; Dinophyceae; Suessiales; Symbiodiniaceae. The record is from the annotation of a GenBank genome assembly.